Ceutorhynchus assimilis (cabbage seed weevil) is the source of this 1985-nucleotide messenger RNA. Lineage: Eukaryota; Metazoa; Arthropoda; Insecta; Coleoptera; Curculionidae. The record is from the annotation of a GenBank genome assembly.
GUUUAGUCAAUAAAUUCCUUUGGGGCAAUUAGUGGUAGAACUGGGUAACCCGUGAUCGAGUUUGUAUUUUAACUAGAGAUUAAUAAGUCAUGAUAACUAAUGAUAUACCAUCAAUUAAACCACGGAGAAAAUACGUCGAUGUUCCAGUACACAAACCAGAAAGAGAUAAUAUACCUCCUGAGCACCAAAAAAUAAAGAAAGUAUAUUCGGCAAAUUUUACCUCAAGAAAGCAUAAACACAAAUGCCUAAGUACCGACAAUAUACCGAAUAUUAGUGAAGUUAUAAUCGAAAUUCCCGACAAAGAUUUUUCCCUGUCAACUAAAAUCAGUAAAAAACAUUUGACUAAAGAAAUUGAAAGAUUGACUCAAAACAAUGAAGAUAUAACGGCCAAAUUUAAUGAACUUGAAGACUUGUCAGUCAAAAAAAUUCUAAAGUUAAAAGAAAAAAUUAAUAAUUUACAGAACGCAUACGAAGACGUAAUUAACCAAAACGAAAUAAUAAAAAGUCAGUAUUCUGAAUUACACGAAUCUUAUGGAGAAAUUUAUAAACAAUUAGAACUAAGUAAAGUGUGCAAUCAAUGUGACGAAUUAAGGGAGCAAAUUGAAAAAGUUGAUAAAGAAACUAAACAACUAAGAAAAGUCAAUAAUGAAGUUACGGAAGAUCUGGGUAUGCUAAAAACUGUUGUGUUUAGAUUGAAUGUCCAGUUGGAACGUUACCAAGAAAAACUCAGGAAAUACAACAUAGAAAUGGACAAAUACUCUCAUCUUCAACCUCAAAAGUUUUCUUCUACUGAUCAGUUUAAAGAAGAUGAAAUUAUCAAUAUACUGUCAAAGGAUCAUAGGCAUACUCCUAUAUCAUGGGGAGCAGUGAACAGCCAUACUUUAGGACCUUUGUUAGAUGCUUACCAAGACACGAUUAAUGAAAAAACUGAAAUAAUCCAAAACUACGAAUUUGAAUUUUCAAAAUUCACUGGUAAAAUAAAAGAAGUUAUUGAGGAGAAUGAAACCUUAUACAAGAAACUAACGGUUGACGAUAAUUGUAGUGCAAAAUUGGGUGUUCAAUUACAAUCUAUAAGGGCCGAAUUGAAGCUUACAAAAGAUCAAAACGACGCUUUAAUAAAAAAGUGCGCCAUAAAGCAAGACAAAAUUGAGGAGAUUCUAAAAGUUUACGAGAAUAAAGUUGAACAAAUGAAAAGGGAUUACCAAGUGGUUCAUGACGAAUACAUUAAGUUGCGUACAGAAAAUGCUUCCAUGAAAGAGAAAAAUAAGGCUUUGAUCGAUUCUCAGGAUGAUUUUCGUAAUGAAAGGCAAAAUUAUAUUCCUGUUUCUGUCCAUACUGCCAGUGUCAACGAAUGCAAAAAGUGGUAUGAGGAGUUGAAGCUGCAAUACGAAAACGAAAAGCAGAAAUUGAAAGAAAAUAUAGAAAAUCUAUCAAAAACAAUAAAUGAUCUUGAAAAAUCUAAGGACUUGGCCAAAGAGAAGGCGUAUAAAGCAGAAAAAGACCAAAAAAAAUGCGAAGCUAAACUUCUUGAUUUGGAACAUUCGCUGAACGAAGUUCAACUAUCGAGAAGCGCUUGUCGUAAGCAGCUACACAAAGCAAUGUGCUUCGCUAAAGACAUGGUAGCUGAGCAAGAGACUCUACUGAAAGCAUUGAAUCAGCGACAGCUUGAAAAUAGAGCUGUGAAACAAAUCGGGUCUGACAUGGCGCUCCGGAUGGACUCUUUGAAAAAUCAGUUAAAGGAUGUACAAAAAUCAGCUUGGCAAGAAUUCUCAACAGUAGAACAGAGGAUACAUGAACAAGCAGAUUUAAUCAAGACCAUGAAAGAUGACCACAGUAAGGAAAUUGAAGAGCUGCAACAAAUUAUUGCAGAACAAGAAGAGAAAAUUGGUAAACAGAAAGACGAUAAGCAUCAUGUUCCUAUUAGUCACUAUCAAUUGUUUAAAGAAAAAUAUAAAUGACAAUAAAAUACUUUUUUUUACUACUAA